Messenger RNA from Ananas comosus (pineapple), 5417 nucleotides. Its product is annotated as endoribonuclease Dicer homolog 3b-like. The transcript has 26 exons. Gene Ontology annotation, molecular function: ribonuclease III activity; ATP binding; protein binding. Bases 238 to 5109 code for a protein of 1623 amino acids. NCBI's taxonomy places the organism in Eukaryota, Viridiplantae, Streptophyta, Magnoliopsida, Poales, Bromeliaceae. Gene Ontology annotation, cellular component: nucleus; cytoplasm. Gene Ontology annotation, biological process: siRNA processing. The record is from RefSeq and is a predicted model, not a curated record.
UCUCUCUCUCUCUCUCUCUCUCUCUUCUCCUCGCGGGGCGAAACCAAACGCUCACGGGCUUCGCGUUCUCGUCCUCUCCAACCUAAAGGAAUCGAUGCCGAUCCCCGUACCUUCGCCUAUUUCUCUCCCUCCUCCAUGGCAUCUCCAUCUCCUCCAUUCGAUCCUUCGACCUCUGCAACCAAUUGCUGCCUCCACGAACCCUAGCGACCCCUCCCCUUCGAUCCCCGCAAAGAAGCCAUGGAUGACGCAAAAUCGGACGAGAAUGGGCCGACGAUCCGUCGGAAACGUAAAGAUUUCAAUCCGAGAAGCUAUCAGAUGAGGGUUCUUGAAGUGGCGCUGCAGAGGAACACGAUCGCGGUGCUUGACACGGGGACGGGGAAGACGAUGAUUGCAGUGAUGCUUAUGAAGGAGAUCGGGAGAAGGUUAAAAGAGAGCGGCGAAAGAGUUUUCAUCAUAUUUCUUGCGCCAACGGUUAUCCUCGUCAAUCAGCAAUACGAAGUGAUUAGGGACUAUACCGAUUUUGAUGUGGCAGAAUAUUACGGUGCUACGGGAACUGGAUACUGGAGUGCUGAGUCUUGGAGAAAGGAGGUCAGCAACAGAGAGAUUGUGGUGAUGACACCCCAGAUAUUGCUGGAUGCUCUGAGACAUGCUUUCCUGACUUUGGACAUGGUGUGCUUAAUGAUUCUUGACGAGUGUCAUCGUGCCUGUGGAGAUCAUCCCUACACAAGAAUAAUGAAGGAGUUUUAUCACAGGUCUAAAUGUAAGCCAUCCGUUUUUGGAAUGACGGCAUCUCCUAUAUCUAAGAGAGGUGCAUCCUCAUCUAGUGGCUGUCAAGAGCAAAUAUCUAAACUUGAAAUGAUUUUGGACUCGGAGGUAUAUACAGUAGAGGAUAGAUCCGAACUAGAAAAAUAUUCUCCUUCAGCUACACUUGUCAACAGAUACUAUGACGCUUACAAGUUCAAUAAUGAAAAGUUGAAAACUAAGUUGCACUCAUCAUUUGAGAAGAUUGAUGAUACUCUAGUUAGUUUGCAAAAGUCACCAUCCAAUAAAUUUAAAGACACUAAUGAGAUUCUAGAGGCUUCGAAAAAGAGCUUGUCCUGCUAUCAUGCGAAGAUUCUGUACUGCAUAGAUAAUCUUGGGCUUAUAUGCGCUACUGAGGCAGCAAAAGUAUGUAUUGAAAAUAUUCAUGCCCUAUAUGCUACAGAAGAAUUUGAGUUUUCUAAGAAGAGUUUAAAAUUAUAUCUCUGUUAUCUAGAAGAGGUCUUAUUGUCAAUAGAAGAAAUUCUACCACAGGGGUACUAUGAACUCAUAAAUACAGAAUGUGGUUCUCAGGAGUUAACUAGAAGAGGAUAUAUAUCUCCCAAGUUGGAUGCACUCGUCCAUACUUUCAGGUCAUUCGGAUCAUCUGAGGAAGUACUCUGCCUAAUUUUUGUGGAGAGAAUAAUAACAGCUAAAGUGAUUGAGAGAUUCAUGAAAAAAGAUAACAAUUUAUCUCAUUUUUCAAUCUCUUAUUUGACUGGAGGGAGUUCAUCGAAAGAUUGUCUAACCCCGAAGGUGCAGAGAUCUACUCUAGAGUUGUUCCGAGCUGGGAAGGUGAACUUGCUGUUCACUACAGAUGUGGCUGAAGAGGGAAUUCAUGUGCCUAACUGUUCCUGGGUGAUACGCUUUGAUGUACCGAAGACUCUUUGCAGUUUUGUCCAGUCUCGCGGCCGUGCUCGAAGAAGCAAUUCAUAUUACGUCCUUAUGCUUGAAAGGGGUAAUGUUGAACAACGGGAUCAGCUAUUUGAUAUUAUGCUGAGUGAAUAUUAUGUGCAGAAGUUUGCUUCAUGCCGAGACAAUAUCACUUCUUUCUCUGAUUUACCUUCUGAAGGGAAAUAUAGUUACCGUGUCGACUCAACUGGAGCAACAGUUACUGCAGACUCUAGUGUUAGUCUUAUACAUAAAUACUGCGAGAAGCUUCCAAAAGAUAGGUAUUUUACUCCAAAGCCAUUCUUUGAUAUAGUCGCAAAAGAUGGGUUAUACGAAUGUACAUUAGUAUUGCCUCCCAAUGCGGCAUUUCAAAGACUAGUAGGUCCUCUAAGCGACAGUCGUAACUUAGCUAAGCAGCUUGUGUCCCUAGAGGCAUGUAAAAAGCUACAUCUAUUGGGAGUACUUAGUGAUCAUCUCCUGCCUUUUGUUGAAGACCCAAUGGAGACCAAUUAUGCUGGAUCAGAUAAUUACACUUCAGGGGCAGGAACAACUAAAAGAAAGGAGCUUCAUGGAAUGACCAAUGUCUGUGCUUUAUCUGGAUCUUGGGCUCACAGACCUGAUAAUGUCACAUUGAAUGCAUACGGACUUAGUUUUGUUUGUGACCAAGAAGGCGAAAACUAUUCUGGGUUCAUUCUCUUGAUCGAGUCAACACUCGAUGAUGAUGUGGCAAGUGCAGAAAUUGAGCUUUUCUUGAUCCCCGAUAAGACAGUCUACACAUUUGUUUCUCCAUGUGGGAAAAUCCAAUUGGAUAAAGAACAGGUGGAAAAGGCAAAACUAUUUCAGGAAUUUUUCUUCAAUGGAAUAUUUGGCAGAUUAUUUAGGAGAUCUAGAUGUGGCGUACAAAGAGAGUUCCUCUUCAGGGAGGGACAUAAAAUAUUGUGGAGUUCUUUCAAUAUGUACCUGCUUUUACCCCUCAAGCCCUCACAACUUUCGCAUGCCAAUACAAACAUAAAUUGGGCGGUCAUUGAUGCAUGCUCAUCUGUUGUGGAAUACUUGAGAAGUAUAUACUCAUUAGAUGGUGAAUACUGUCCUGGAAGUUCAUCUACUGCCUUAAACUCAACUGGAACACUUUCUGAAGAGAUGAUACACCUGGCUAAUAAACCUCUUAAUAUUUGGUGCCUCAAAGAUUCAGUUGUCUUGUCCAUUCACACUGGGAGGAUAUAUUCUGUUCUUGAUGUGAUAUAUGAUAGUACUCCAGAGAGCUCAUUUGCCGAGAUGUCUGAUGAGAAACCCACAUCGUUUGCAUCAUUUGCGGACUAUUAUUACCAAAAGUAUAAUAUUGCACUUCAACAUCCAGGACAACCACUAUUGUUAUUAAAGCAAAGCCAUAACCCCCAUAAUUUACUUUUUGCAAAAUCGAAGUAUAAAGAUGGUUCUACCGGUGAAAGGAUACUGGUAGAGAAGGAACAGGUUCAUGCCCGUAUACCACCUGAACUGUUGGUCCACAUUGAUAUGUCAGUUGAUAUUUUGAAGUCAUUUUACUUAUUACCUUCUGUAAUGCAUCGACUGGAGUCCUUGAUGCUGGCCAGUCAGCUUCGUCUAGAUAUUGGUUGCAGUGAUAACAACACAAAUAUAUCAAGUUCUCUGAUCUUGGAAGCAAUUACUACUUUAAGAUGUUGUGAAAAUUUCUCUCUGGAGCGGUUGGAACUGUUGGGGGACUCGGUGCUAAAAUAUGUAAUGGGUUGCAAUUUGUUUCUUAAAUAUCCUAAGAAGCAUGAAGGGCAACUUUCUGAUCAUAGAUCUCGGGCAGUUUGCAACUCAACACUUCAUAAACUUGGAACAAGCCGCGGCUUACAGGGUUAUAUACGAGAUAGUGCAUUUGAUCCACGGCGUUGGGUUGCUCCUGGGCAGAUUUCAUUGCGUCCUUUCCCUUGCAACUGUGGAGUUGACCUUAUGUGCGUGCCUAUGGAAAGAAGGUAUAUCACAGAAGAUAGUUCUGUCGUGCUGGGAAAGCCAUGUGAUAAGGGCCAUAGAUGGAUGUGCUCUAAGACAAUCGCAGAUUGUGUCGAGGCUUUGGUAGGAGCAUAUUAUGUUGGUGGUGGUUUAAGUGCUGCACUAUCUCUGAUGAGCUGGCUGGGAUUCAACGUCACAUUUACCACUAAAUUAGUGCAGGAUGCCAAGUUCAGUGCAUCUCAUCUGCCUUACUUUUUGAAAAAAAAUGACAUUGAGGAACUGGAAUCAAAACUUAAUUACAGAUUUUCAGUUAAGGGCCUGCUGUUGGAAGCAAUAACACAUCCGUCUCUGCAAGAGCUAGGGAUUGACUACUGUUACCAGCGCUUUGAAUUUCUGGGCGACUCUGUACUGGACUUGCUCAUCACAUGGCAUCUUUUUAUAAGCUACAAGAAUAUAGAUCCUGGUGAGUUGACUGACAUGCGUUCGGCCGCAGUUAGUAAUGUAAAUUUUGCACAAGCUGCUGUACGAAAUAACUUUCACCACCAUCUUCAACAUGGUUCUGGAAUACUCUUGGAUCAAAUAACAGAAUAUGUUAAGUCCAGUUUGGAAUAUGAUGGAAAUGAGGAUGUGCUUCUACCACUUUCUACUCAUAAAGCUCCCAAGGUUCUUGGAGAUAUUAUGGAGAGUAUAGCUGGGGCAAUAUUUAUUGACGCUGAUCUUAAUCUCGAUAUGGUAUGGCAGAUAUUCAAACCGCUGCUUUCCCCUAUCAUCACCCCUGAUAAGCUUGUGCUGCCCCCUUGGCGUGAAUUGAUUGAGCUUUGCAGUCAUCUCGGCUUUUUUAUAAAUACACAAUGCAAAACUGGAGAAGAGGUUGUUGCUGAAAUUUCAGUGCAAUUGGGGGAUGAUCUGUUGAUAGCACAUGGACAUGACAAAAAUAGAAAGGGCGCAAAAGCAAAAGCAGCCCUCCAUAUUCUGAGGGACCUGGAAAAAAAGGGAAUAUCACAUACUCAUAAUGUGCAUGAAAGGAUGCAAAAGGCGGAUAUCUCUAGUGAUCUAUCCUGUAAUCUGAUCUCAAAUUUAGGGCCAUCUCCAGAUUAUUCCUUUGCCGAGAACAAUUGUUUGUUAGAUGACUAUUCCAGGCAGAAACAGCGAGUUAAUCUUUCACUUAAAAUGGAGAAGGGAGGUUCGCGAACUGCUCUAUUUCAGCUUUGCAAGAUAUUUCAGUGGCCAAUGCCAAAAUUUGAAUUCACAGAACGGAGGUUCAGAACUCCUAUCAUUAUCGAUGGGGUAGCCACACCAAAUUUCAAUAGUUUCACCUCCGCUAUCACGCUGCACAUACCCAACUCCAAGGUUGUUACACUGCUGGGGGAGGACCGAACCGAUAAGAACGCCGCGAAAGAUUCAGCUGCACUCGCCAUGCUUCUCAAGCUUCAACAACUUGGAGUCUGUGUACUCGAGAAACUGUAGAAGAUCCUUGUGAAGGAUACCAUCUUUUUCAAGCCAAAAGGUGAGCGGUUGAUAAACCCUCGUCACUCUCCAAAUUUAUUACCGCUAUUCCGUUUACUGCACUGAUAUAGGAUGCUGCAUCUCGUAGUAUGCUUUUGUGAUUAAUUAAAAGUGGUUUGACAACACUUUAAAUCAUGUAUUUAAAGAAACUCAGAAAAAAUCCGCUUUAAGUUUUACACUGAAACAUUGUUUACCUUUUCACUGCCGCGAUAUAGCCUACAUAAAAAUUAAUUACCAUCUCUCAGCAAAUCCUCAUGUACAUUUCACAA